CCCUUGAGUAUUGCCCCCCCCUCUAUGCCGCAAGGAGGCGAACUACCUGGUGUCAGUCGAUGGCCCUGUGGACGAUGCUCUAUGCAAGUAUUUCCUUUCACACUUCCUGACAUUGAUCGAGACAAAUAACAUCGACUGUUUUGUUUUGUUUGUUUUUUUUUUUUGCUUAGAGUGUUGCCCAUCGGAAAUCAUUUUAAUGUGGUGAAUCUCAUUGGGCAGAUAUGACGCACGUCUGAACCGUCUUGACAGAAUAUGACAGAAUAUAAUUUAGCGAAAUAGAGAUGCACAUGAUUUAUCUAACCGUUCUUUGAUAACGCCGUGUUGAAUUAAGCAGUGCCGAGCUACAAGAAUGAUAAAUAGGUUUGCUCGCCAUGUCCGCCGGUUCCCCUGGCUCACCAACGUCACGUUGUACGGUUGCCUGUUCGCGGGAGGGGACUUUGUGCACCAGUUCUUUUCCCACAGGGACAAAAUGGACUGGAGCCACACACGGAAUGUGGCUGUGGUUGCGUUCAGUUUCCAUGGCAACUUCAAUUUCUUCUGGAUGCGCUUUCUGGAACGCACAUUCCCCGGGAAUUCCGCCGGGAUGGUGAUGAGGAAGCUGUUGGUGGAUCAGACCACGGCGGCACCCUUCGCCACCAGCGUUUUCUACACAGGUGUCAGCAUCUUGGAGGGUAAAGAUGACAUCAUGGAAGACUGCAGAAACAAAUUCCUGAACACUUACAAGACGGGACUAAUGUUCUGGCCCUUCAUGCAGUUACUAAACUUUGCCUUGGUGCCUCCAUACAUGCGGACCACCUUUAGUGGCUGCUGUGCCUUCGUCUGGGCCACAUUUCUGUGCUUCUCACGUCAGAGCGGUGACGGCACCGCCGGCGCUGCCCUCGCAUGGAUGUUCCCCCCCAAAGAGGACAUAGAGGAGCCCAUAGUGAAGACAGAAGAAGUGAAAAGUCAGGUAGUUUCUCAGGAAGCAGCAGGAUCUCAACAAAAGUAAAAAAAAAAAAUAAAAGACAGGAGAAGCAGCUGGAGUCACAAGAGACAAGAGACAAGAGUGCAAGCUCAUGUGUCGCUCAGGGGUCAACGUUCAGGCUACAACUGCCGAGGUCAUUCCUAAAUCAAAAUAGACUCAUCGGCCUUGACAUCAGCUACACUUACAUAUUACAUCUAAUUGUGUACCUAAUAUUAUGGCCAUUGAGUAAGAAGGUGCUCCUCAAGACAGCCAUAACAGCGAGAGGUUAUUUAAGCAUUGUCUUCCACGUACCACACAGUGAAUAUGCAUCGUGUUUGAACUGAUCUUGCACAAAGUGAAUAGAGGUUAUAAAUGGCACAGUAGAUUCCUUGCCUGAUUUGCUGCCCCGCAUAUUCACUGAUUUAUUGUUUCUGCUUUAACUGUACUUAUUUUUUUAUGGUAACCUAAAUAUAAAGUAGUUCCAUGGCGAAAUGAGUGGUGCAGCUAUUAAUCCAGCAGAGGGUGCUAUUUCACAAAUCAAUUCAUUCAACAUUUUCCAGUGUGAAGAUGCUUUGACAAGACGUGAUGUUGUAUAACUGCACAUUUAGUAAGUAUAAUAUUGGACUGUGUGCCUGAAAAAGAGAAUUUAAAAUGUGUUUAAUAAUCGGGAUGCAUAUUAUACCAUUUAGUAUCCAAGAAAAGUAGAUAUAGGGGUAUCCACAAUUCGCGGUCUGACAUUUGCAGGGGGUCUAGGAAGGUAAGCGAAAUAAUAGUGACCAACUUAUCAUUGAACCAACCACUUGAUAUGCUAAAUGUUAUUAUUGCCCCUCUGCAUAUUCAAAAAAUACAAUUAAUUGUUAAUAAGAUAACCUAUAGUAACCUAUAACAAAGUUCCGAUGUUGUUUUGUUCAGAUAGCUUAGCAUAUAUUGACCUACAGUGUAUUGCUUUUAGCAUCUUUAAUGUACGAAAUGGUCACUCCAGACUACAAAGUCAUUUCAGUUGUGCACAGGCAUUGCUCAAGUUUGACAGCAUGGAGUCUGCAGAAAACAAAAUAAUUUAAUUGAUGCCGCAUCUCUGUGACAUCUUCUAUAUCUAUCCAACAGCUGAGUUUGAAAAGUACAUGAAGUAACGGGCAUCUGCACCUGCAAAAUAUUUAUAUUUAUUAUUUAUUUAAUUUUAUUAUCGUUUGUAAGGGGAGCAAAGUCAGAGAGAAAAAUAUAUUUUACUGUUGCGUUGUAUUUGCUCUUGAUUCUAACCCUCAUUGGAUUUCAUUGGAAAGUGGAAACUGGGAAAUAAGUUAACCUGAGUUGAAAGGGUUGGUGCUAAUACUACUUUUCAUUAUAGCUACUGAAACCAAGCAUAAACUUUACUAUAGACAAAAAAAACAAUACAAGCAGUACAUUUUCAUGUUAACAAAAUACCAAUUUUCUGUGAAUAUUAAAAGUAUAGGGAAUAUUAUGUUGAGACUUCCAUUUGCUUGAUGCCAGAUUCUGCUAGAUAUGAAUGUGAUGUCAUCGGUUUUAUCAUUUCCAUGUUGGUUUCAGUGAACAUGUUUCUUUAUUAUUUUUAGUGCAUGCUUUUAUUUGGAAAUUUUGGGUGGUGUCAAAACAUGUAGUUCGAUAGAUGGAUGGAUGGAUGGAUGGACGGAUGGAUGGUAUGUCAAACAGGUGGGAUUUUUUUUAUUGGUCUCUGAAGAGAAUGUAACCAUACAAUCAUGUUUUUAAUCGAGUAGAACAGACUAGAUAUCUCAUUUUCAGUUGCACUGUAACUUAUUUUUUAGGAAUCAUGAAUUUAGGAAAUUAUUAUACAGGUGCGUGUGAGUAAAUCCUAAAUUUCACUUGUUGAAUUGAACUACUGAAAGAAAUGAACUUUUCGAAGAUAUUGAAAUGUGUUGAGGUGCCCCUGAAAGCAAACAAUUUACUGACCAUAUCGGCAGAUUGUGUACUCAAGACCGGAUGGUGAAACUGUAACAUUUGUAACACUGAUUUUAAUAUUAAUAUCAUUCAGAGUAUUUGACAGUGUUGCAAAUACGAAUGUGAGUGUUGAUAUGUUGUUGCACUUCAUUGUUGUAUUUUUAAAGAAAAAACAAUUAUCCUGGUUUCUCAGCCGGGCCUGCCAAAGGCUUUUUGUGUCCCUAAACAGACAUACAUUAUAUGCUGCAUAAUAAAGAUAGUAAUGAAAUGGUUUAGUAUUGUAACUGAACCAAUAAACACAUAUUUGUUGUAAAAUGGGAUUUAAUAAAGAGCAGAAAAACUGUUAUUUUUAUUUGUGCUCUCU
Molecule: messenger RNA, 3221 nt
Organism: Doryrhamphus excisus (bluestripe pipefish)
Lineage: Eukaryota; Metazoa; Chordata; Actinopteri; Syngnathiformes; Syngnathidae
Source: RefSeq, a predicted model, not a curated record